Molecule: messenger RNA, 696 nt
Organism: Heterostelium album PN500
Lineage: Eukaryota; Evosea; Eumycetozoa; Acytosteliales; Acytosteliaceae
Exons: 3
Coding region: 1-696 (231 amino acids)
Biological process (GO): lysosomal transport
Molecular function (GO): signaling receptor activity; D-mannose binding
Source: RefSeq, a predicted model, not a curated record
AUGAUACAUAAACAACUUCUUUAUAUUGUAUUUUCUUUGUUAUUGUUAUUGGUUGGAUUAAGUAGAGCUCAAAGACCAUGUACACUUCAGAAUUAUAACGGUGACUUUUAUGACUUUUCUGCUUUAACCUCAAUUAAAGACUAUACAAUCGCAAACAAUGAUCAAGACAUAUUCUACUUUAAUAUCUGUAAAGAUUCAGCAUUCUGCGAUACUAAGUAUCCAGGCAGUGCUACUUGUCACUCCAGCCAUUGGGAACCUGGAGUUCCCUAUGCAAACAUCGGUCAAACAGGCUCUAUGACCAUCACUCCUUUAGCUGGUGAUAAUAAAGGUGGUCAAAUUCAAUAUACGAAUGGAUCGUAUUGUUCAGAUUCAUUACCGAUCUAUAGAAAGGUUACUAUUGCAAUGAGAUGCUCCGAUGGUCCAACCACAUUAAACUAUGUAGGUGAAUCAUCGACCUGUGUUUACUACAUUGAAAUGAGUAGCUCUCUUGCAUGUCCAACUUCAUCAAGCUUGGCUUCAUCAACUUCGGCUUCCUCGACAGGAACACCAAGCUUUUCAACAACAGGCAAUCAAAUCAUCAAUCAAAACACUCUUUCAACAUCCGGUGGUAUCACUGGAAAUGGUAUCUCAAUAUCAAGCACCGUUGGAACAAGUACAGGUUUAGUAACAACAUCGAGUUCAGGAAUUUCUUUUUAA